AGAACAAGAAAAAAAAAAAGGAGACCGUGCGGCUGCGCCUGCGGGAGCGCGAGUACUCUGACGAGAAAGAACAGAACCCUACCCUGCCUGGGCUGCCGCCUGCCUGCCGCCGCACGCUCGCCGCCGGCCGCCGUGCCCCGCCGCGGCCGACACAUUAUUCGUUCGCCAUGCCCAGCCGGACAGCCCCGUGCGGCAGGGGGCAGCCCAGUCCUCCCCUUCUCCUUCUUGGAAUCUUGGUUGACAGCUUCCCCUGCAGGCUGCAGCCCCGUGCGGCAGGGGGCAGCCCAGUCCUCCCCUUCUCCUUCUUGGAAUCUUCGUCCAGUUCCAGGUCUCGACGAGCGGAGCAACCCUAGCGGCCGGCGUCCGGUCCAAUUCCACCACCGAAGCUCGCACGCAAAGCAAAGGAAGGCAAAAUGAAUAAGAGAAACAAGACAAUAAUAUUCUGUUUUUGAAGUUCAGACCUCGGGAGCCACGGGAAGAGGUCCUUUAACUCAAAUCAUUGAAGAUGUACUGCUUUGCAUUUCAAAUCAUUGCAGGCUUACCUUCUUCUACUAUUGAAGAUGUACACAUGGGAAGCUCAGGUCAAUAAAUCAUUUGAUUUGGUACCAUCUCUUGUAAUAUUUAUGCAAUAUAUCAUUUUUGAUAUGUGUUUUUUAGGGCAUUUUUUAUACGUGUUAAUUUAUGAGUUAAACCAUCAUUGAACAAAUACUGCCAUCGAAUAUUGUGUUUCGGAUCUGGUUAGUUAUGCAACAUAGUUUGACUUUUGUAUGCCUUAAAGUUGGGUUUUUAGGUGUUUUUUGACCAUUAGUUUCUCGCCUGGGGCGUCAGCCAAUCCUGCUCCGCCACUGGCGCUAAGUCCAGCUGACCGGGUACUGUAUGUCCCCGUGCCACCCACACGCACCGCAGCCGCCUCGGUGCUCAUUCUCUGCCAUGGCAUUUCCUUCAUCUCCUCUCUAAACUGGGGCGCCGCCUCUUUCAGCAAGCCCGAUAAACACCUUGAGCCCACGCCGGCGCCAGCGCCGGCGCCGUUGCCGCUGCCCUCCUCCUCCUCCCGGAGCCUCUUCCUCUGCAGCAGCAAAGAGGGAGAUUCCUCCUCUGUCCAGACUGUCUACACUCUCCGGAGGCCCCUCCAGAAAAAUCUAUCUGAAAGAGACUCUUGAGUGUCACCUAACUAAACAGUUCCUUAAACGCCGCCGCCUUCACAUGUCACAACACACCCCCAUAAAUCUUUGAUCUCUUCUCCUCGCUCUCUCAUUCCUUCUGUCGCCAUGGCGCUACCUUGGGCCUUCGUCCUCCUCCCUGCCCUCUUCUUCCUCUCCUCCUCUGUAUCCAACCUCUUCUUCUCCAACAGCAGCAGCAAUGGGAGUGGAGGGAGAUGCUCCAGCUGUCCAGUGUCUCCAGACGUCUCCUUCUGUCCACUGUCUCCAGAGGUCUCCCCCUGUGCACAGUCUCCAGAGGUCCCCUAUAUUGUCAGCACGAGCUACAGGACUGCCUACCACUUCCAGCCUCCCAGGAACUGGAUCAAUGAUCCAUGUGGACUAAUGUACUACAAAGGCAUCUACCAUAAUUUCUACCAGUAUAACCCCCACUGCGCCCUCUGGUGUUGGGGUGACAUAACUUGGGGCCAUUCGGUUUCGACAGACCUUGUCAACUGGAUCCAGCUUGAACCUGUGAUAGAACCGGAUAACCCUAGUGACAUUGACGGCUGCUGGACCGGUUCAGCCACAAUUCUAUCUGGUGGUCAACCGGUCAUCUUAUACACCGGUGGCAGGAGAGACAAGCGUCAGGUCCAAAACCUUGUGCUUCCCAAGAACCCGUCUGACCCGUACCUGAGAGAAUGGACCAAAAUUGGCAAUAACCCAGUGAUCCAACCGGUAGUACCGGGUUUGAACAGAAGCCAAUUCAGGGAUCCGACGACCGGUUGGAUCGGACCAGAUGGACUGUGGAGAAUAGCAGUUGGUGCCGAGCUGAAAGGCUACACUGCUGCACUUUUGUACAAGAGUGAAGACUUUUUGAGUUGGACAAUAGUUGAUCACCCACUGUAUUCACAGAACUACUCAUGCAAUAUGCGGAAGUGCAAUAUGUGGGAGUGCCUGGAUUUCUUUGCGGUGUUGCCAGGCAAUAACAGUGGACUGGACAUGUCCGCAGCAAUCUUAAGAGGCACCAAGCAUGCUCUCAAAAUGAGUGUGGAUUACUUUGAUAAGUACUUGAUUGGGGUUUAUGAUCUCAAACGUGAUGCCUUUCUGCCAGAUACUAUCGUAGAUGACUGUCGGCUGUGGCUGAGGAUCGAUUAUGGCCAUUUCUAUGCUUCAAAGUCAUUCUUUGACUCGAAAAAGGGCAGGAGGAUCAUAUGGGGUUGGUCUCAGGAGGCAGAUUGUCGUUCAGAUGAUGUUGCAAAAGGUUGGGCAGGAAUCCAUACAAUCCCCAGGACGAUUUGGCUAGACAGCAAUGGCAAGCAGUUGCUGCAAUGGCCAGUUGAUGAGAUUGAGUCCCUUCGAACAAAUGAAAUCAACCAUCAAGGACUUGAGCUCAACAAGGGAGAUAUGUUUGAGAUCAAUGGAGUUGACACUUUUCAGGCUGAUGUGGAGAUAUAUUUUGAGCUGACGUCCAUCAAUGCCGCCGAACCUUUUAAUUCUUCCUGGCUUUUCGACCCUGAGGAGCAUUGCUGUGAAGCCGGUGCAUCGGUUCAUGGUGGUAUAGGGCCAUUUGGACUUGUUAUUCUGGCCUCCAACAACAUGGAUGAGCACACUGUCGUGCACUUCAGAGUCUACAAGUCACAGCAAAAGUACAUGAUACUCAUGUGCUCUGAUCUAAGAAGGUCUUCCAUCAGACCAUCACCGUACACACCAGCCUAUGGAGGCUUCUUUGAACUUGAUCUUGCAAAGGAGAGGCAGAUAUCUCUCAGAACUCUGAUUGAUCGGUCGGCGGUGGAGAGCUUCGGUGGUGGUGGUAGGGUUUGCAUCACGUCCAGAGUUUAUCCAGCGGUGCUCGCCGGUGUCGGCAAGGCCCACAUGUAUGCCUUCAACAAUGGAAGUGCCACGGUCAGGGUGCCACAGCUCAGCGCAUGGACCAUGAGGAAGGCAGAAGUGAACGUGGAGAAGGGUUGGAGUGCUAUUUAAAAAAGAGAAGCAAUUUGAUUUUCUCGAUUCUUUUAUCAUUCAUGAGCACUGCCUGGCAGAAAUAAGGACACUCAACAGGAAAAAAUAGCCUAUCAUUUUUUUGAUUUCUAGAACUCAUAUAUUGUACUCCCUCCAUAUCAAAAACCGUCUUAAAUUUUGAUA
Messenger RNA from Triticum aestivum (bread wheat), 3281 nucleotides. Its product is annotated as fructan 1-exohydrolase. Gene Ontology annotation, molecular function: hydrolase activity, hydrolyzing O-glycosyl compounds. Bases 1269 to 3119 code for a protein of 616 amino acids. The record is from RefSeq and is a predicted model, not a curated record. The transcript is spliced from 8 exons. Lineage: Eukaryota; Viridiplantae; Streptophyta; Magnoliopsida; Poales; Poaceae. Gene Ontology annotation, biological process: carbohydrate metabolic process.